This is a messenger RNA of Magallana angulata, 931 nucleotides long. RefSeq lists its product as uncharacterized. Gene Ontology annotation, molecular function: protein binding. The record is from RefSeq and is a predicted model, not a curated record. The coding region runs from base 5 to 847 and encodes 280 amino acids. Lineage: Eukaryota; Metazoa; Mollusca; Bivalvia; Ostreida; Ostreidae. The transcript has a single exon.
CUAAAUGGAAACUAAUUUCACAGAAAAUCCAGAAUCUCCAUACGAUUCUUAUGAUACCACUUCUGGUAUCGAAUUAGUCGUCGAAAAUGAACGAUUCAGGGUAUGCAGGUGUCUUCUCGUGUAUGCCUCGCCAGUAUUCAAAAGCAUGCUAACAUUGGAGUUCAAAGAAAAGCAAGAAGGAGAGGUCCAUUUACCUGGGAAGCGGUCCAAAGAUAUCAAGGAACUUCUGGAUUACUUGAACCCGGGACUCGACGACACUUUGGCUGAUGGGGCUGAUUCUGCUAUUCGUUUAUUACCAUUAGCAGAGGAGUACCAAAUCAAUAAGCUUAGAGAUAAGUGCGCAUCAACCAUUCUCCAAGAACUACAAACAAACGAUAAACCUCAAGAAUUUGUCGUCAAAUGCUUAAAAAUGUCUAAUCAGUAUUGUUUACUCGAGGUUCUCCAAUAUUGUGUGGAGAAAUGUGCCAUGUCUAAGAGUUUGUGGAAAAUGGUCAGAGACUCAGAGGAUGUCCCAACGGAACUCAAAGCCAAAGUGUACGAAGAGCGACUUUACGUUCUUGAAGCAGAAAGGGAGGAAUUGGUAACAGCUAAACAUUGCAUGAUGGGUAUAAAACGUCGGUUGAAUGAAAUUGUUACUCCCCAUGAUCAGCAUUGCCGUUGCAGGACUGAGUUAAAAGUGCGAUCACCUCUGCAGCGCACCUGUAAUUUCUGUGCACGCACCUGGUGCACGGAUAACGUGAGCACUGACUCUUACCGCAGUUCUUACUGGUUCCUCUGCAAUCACCGCAUUGGUUACAACGUGGCGAACGAUGCGGUUCUCAGAAACUUUCUGGAAUCGAAAGACUGAAUACAUCGCUUCUUGAAUUCAUGAUCUUAUUUGAAAAAAAGUCUUUAAGAUGUUUGAAAAUUAUGCAUAAUUAUCUAAAUGUUU